Prorocentrum cordatum is the source of this 2906-nucleotide messenger RNA. Lineage: Eukaryota; Dinophyceae; Prorocentrales; Prorocentraceae. The record is from the annotation of a GenBank genome assembly.
GCGGCACGUGGCUUGGGCAGAGCCCGGCAGACACGCCAAGGCAGCCUGGGACUCCAGGCGGGGUCACCGCCACGGCGGAGCAGCCAGGGACGCAGCUGGCCCCCGUGGCUCCGUCGGCCAGCAGUGGCCAGACAGACGAGCGGGUCCGCCAGCCUCUCUUGCCUGCUGAUGCCGUCCCUCCGUUCGACACCUGGUUGAACAAGUACGAUGAUAUCCACAGGCGCUUUGGCCGCGACACUCCAGACGAGCACCCGUUCGAGCUGCGCAACAAGUUUUGGGCACUUCCAGAUAAGACGUUGUCAUUAUUCGGCGCAGGAGGGAAGCAACUGAUGCGUCGCCAUCCCCAGAACGACCGUGGAGACUACGGAUCACGCGUAGGUUUGAUAAAGUCAAUCCAGUCUUUGGGGCUCCUGCUGAAUAUUCGGUCGCAUCCGUUCUUGGUGGAGAAGACCGCUGGACAGGAGUACCUCAGCCUCCAUUGGGCCACUAUCAUCGAGGCGUUGUACAUGGCAUACGAGACGACUCCCAAGAAUUGUUUGGUUGCGCACGCAGUGGCAGCAGGACUUCCUCGCUGCAAGCUCUACCAUCCCAAGAUUCCGACUGGCGGGUCCAAGUCUCUCAAGGAGUAUGGCAACAAAGGCAAUGACCACCUCACCAAGAUGACGAUCAUGGAGUGCUACCGCGAGGCUGGGAGGAUCGAGAAGGCUUGGGAGAGGCGCAAGAAGGAUAUGCAGUGGACCAUCGCGUCCCUCACCUACGCCGUGCACGAGGAGAAGAAGAAGCACGAGUUCGGUUGCUCGGUCUUACCUGGACGCUUCGAUAGGGAUCGACAUUUCGAAGUCUGCCUGCACGUCGCGAAGGAGAGCCAGAAGGUCAUCAUCGAGAGGUGCCCUGACAAGGGGCUCAGCUGCUGGCAAGCUCUGGAGAAGGCUGUGAAUGCGCACUGCGACUUAUCGCACCCCGCAGCUUGUUCGUUCUCGACUAUUUUCGUCAACAUCUGCCACGUCUUCCGCAAGCUCAGGGCCGAGCACGCCGAAUACUUCGCUGAGGCCAGCGUCGACGCGCUGCUCCUGGAGAUGGAGGAUAGCAGAGCUAUCCAGGAUGCGAUGGCCGCAGCAUCUGCGCAAGCUGCUGGAUCACAAAAAGAGGAACAGGCGCAGCUAGUUGCGAAGGAGGCGGAGGGCAAGAAGGAGGACAAGGACGACAAGGACAAGGGCAAGAAGCACAGGGGCAAGGCUGACAACAAGGCAAAGCAACUUUUGAAGAAGAAGGUCAAGUCUUUAGAGAACCAGCCCCUCCUCCAAAAAGAAGAUGGUGAGACAACUUUCCUGGGCGUGCUCGACCAGACGGUCAUGUGCAUGAUGAAGGUUGACUCGUCGCAGCAGGACCUCAUCCACUCCUUUCGAUUCAGUGCCUUGGUUGGCGCCUUGGGCGAGAAGGUUUCGGUCCAGGCCGGCGGGGUGGCGAAGGAGGUCAAGGGCUACAGCAAAUUGACGAGGAUCUACAAGACACAGUUGUACAAGACGGCUGCACCUCAACCGAGAACGUCUGACCCAGACUUCCUGAAGCAGAUUAGCGGACUUGCAAGCGCGCCGACAGUGGGGAACUCCGUGGACGUCGCCAUGCAGCUGAAGGAGAAUCUGGAGGAGGGGCUCCCGAUGCUACCUGACCUGGUGAAGUUCGUGAAGCGAAACCGUUUGAAGGGGAACCCGCUGGACAAGCCCGUGAUCACGAGUGAGUUCGCGCCGAAUGCUAUCAACGGCGUAAUGAUGGGCCUCAGGCACAUGUUCGUCGAGAAAAGGUGGGCGUUCGUGAACGUUGGCGAGGCCAUGAAACAGUUGGUCGGUGGAGCGAUCGAGUACCUCAAGACUGCAGCACCGCCUGGACGGGAUUGUCUUGCGAGUACGCUAGGGGAGCUCGACAAAGUCAGCUCGGAGUGUCGCUCGAAGGCCAUUGAGAGCGUCCCAGCAGAGAUACACGAGGUGGGCUUCGGUGAGCUGGCCAACGUCAUUGUCGACAAGAUUGCAGAGUUCCGCAGCCACUGCGAGAAGCAUGAUGGAUCUGGAUACCCCAACACGAGGAGAGCCGUGGAGAGCAACUUACAGAACUUUACUACCAAGCAGAUGGAGUUCGUGAAAUCUGAGAAGUUGGCGGUCAAACGAGCCAAGGGUUUGAAACUAUUCCAGAGCAAGCGUGUGGAGGCAAUUGCAGACAUCAUGAACCAGUACGACAAGAAGCAUGCAGACUUGAAGAUGGCGUUCGAUAUCUUGGAUAAUACUUGGGUUGCCGUCGUCAACGCCAUAACCUUGGACAUCGUGGGCGAUACUACUCCUGACAGUGCGGUUCCUGCUGGUGGUGACGCUGCGGUUCCUAUUGCGGGCUCUACAAGCGCGGAGGCGAUCGACAAGAAGAAUGGCAAGGUGGAGUUGACGGAGUGGUGGAAGCAGACUUUGGUCACUGAGGGUGGGAUCGAUUAUGCGGAUUCUUCAGUGCUCACGCGGGAGAUCAUAGCUCAUCUUCAACUCGCCUUCUCUAAAUUGCCACGGGAAUCGUAUUGUGACACCGAGACAGCUGGCCUCAUGCAGAUCACCACGAUGGAGGCGCCGAAGAGUGGCAAGGCCAAAAGAGUUCUGGAGAUGAGCAGCAUGGACAUCUUGAAGACCUACUUGCCGUUCUGGGGCAGGGUCGUGACGGCGACUGCGGCUGCGAACAUGUCCAAGAACAAUUGCUGGCCGCUUGGGGACUCGAACGGAUUGGGGCCUGCUUUAUAUUUAGACGGCUCCGCGGUGCAGAACACAAAGAGGAGCGACGCCUGCUUGGCGUGGUUGGUACCGAUCCUCCAUCAGCCCAGGAAGGACGACGACAAGGACGAGACGACCGCGCCAGCAGCGAAGAUCGGGUGGUGA